AUGGCUGAUUCUCGGACCCCAAUCUCCCACUCACAACGCGCUACACUUCGCCGAUACUACCAGACAGCUACUCCGAAGCCUACCCAGUCUGAAUUGAGAGCGUGGUUUCAGUCUCGCUUCGGCUACAAUAUUAGUCAGUCCAUCGUUAGUCGAAGCCUCAGCAACAGCUUUGCUUAUCUAGAUGUCUCUAAUGCGUCAGACUCUGAAUUUCGAACACGAAAUUGUCAAUGGCCUUGGCUAGAGACUUUGCUCACAGAUUGGCUUCAAGAAGUGGAGGCUGGGUCCUGUAAAGUCACAAACAAAACCAUCGGACAAAAAGCCAAGAAGCUAUGGGUUCAAUCAGACGAGUCACAAGGUCUAGCGACGCCAAAAUUUUCUCAUGGCUGGGUUAUCAAAUUCCGACGGAGAUAUGAGAUGAGGCUUCAAUCUCUCCUAAAACAGGAUCACACAAUCCUGACACCAAACCAUUCAUCGGUCGGAAGUUCCGCUUCGCCAUCAUAUGGAAGCUCUGCGAGCAUAGCCAACCAAGCUCUGAUUUCAUUUUGGCCUCAAAGAGAGGCAUCAACAGCGACCUCUCUAGCAAACAACGCCAGUCUCGAUACCGAGACCAACGCUUUAGCGACACCUACAAUAUCAUCUGAUCAUUUCAUCCACCUUGUUCAACACAAUUCUUAUCGGGGUUUAAUGUCUAAUAAAGAUCUGAUAUUUGCAUCAUCACUCAUUCUUAAGGCAUCACCUCUGACAGCACCUAUCAAACAGUUUGCUACUAAAAUUUGUGGUGGCCUAACAGUCAUCCAUCCUCUUGAUGGCCUACCCAUACCUGAUUCGCUAUAUCCAACGGAAUUGCAGAUAAACUGUGCCCAUACGGGCAUUAUAAAUAUGUUUCCUUUCCCGAAAUUUCGGGAUAACCUCAUUGAGAAAGGUGUGAACUUCGUACCUGAAGAAAUGUGUCGGGACCUCUUUGGUGAUAUUUUCCCAGAUUAUGUUACACCAACACCAGAUGCUCACGAAUGUACAUUACAAAUGCGUGAUGUUUUAGCAGCACUGCCGUCACUUGAAGAAAACGAUUCUGGUACCGAUGAUUCCGAAGAUCAGGAUGAUUACACAGCUGGACGUAAAUGUAUGAUCAACUGGGGUGAUCCAUGGAAUGUAGAAAGCUGGGAAGUCACACCCGGCUUCGUAAAAAGAUGGAGCUGGGCACUAGAAGGCUGUGAUGAUUUGAUCCAAGCAAGCAAUAAAUGGCGUGCAUCCAGAAACGAGAGGCUGAUAACCACAAUGGCUCGAUACGCAGAAGCUCAUUUGAAUCCUAAUGGCCCUGGGGAUGCUCGUCCAACAGCCAUUCAAAUCAUCAAGGACGAAGGUGUGCAGGGCAAGCUAGCGGGGAAAGUUGUUGUCGUUACAGGCACUUCGGCUGGAAUAGGUAUUGAGAUAGCACGUGCUAUGUCUUUGACUGGCGCAAAGCUGUUGUUGACCGCCCGAGACUUGAAGAAAGCCAAGACUGCUUUGGAUGGAAUCCUCGCACCAGGACAAGUCGAAUUAGUCAAGAUGGACAACAAUUCAUUAAGCAGCGUACGUGCCGCCGCAGAAGAAAUUCUUCAGAAGUCAAACAACCAAGUCAACAUCCUUAUCAACAACGCCGGUAUCAUGGCUCUACCUAAGCUGUCACUUACGGAAGAUGGCUUUGAAAAGCAAUUUGGAGUUGAUCAUCUUUCCCAUUUCCUCCUCUUCCAGCUUUUGAAGCCUGCUCUCCUCGCUAACGCCAGCCCUGAAUUCUCAUCUCGAGUCGUUAGUGUCUCUUCUUCUGCCCACCACGUAGCAUCGAUCAACGAAUCGGGAAACUACAAUUUCGAGAAGACUGAAUACAAUGACUGGGUUGCAUAUGGUCAAGCCAAAACCGCCAAUAUCUAUAUGGCCAACGAGAUCGAGAGGCGCUACGGAUCCCAAGGGCUUCAUGCCACAAGUGUUCAUCCUGGAAUCGCUGCCUCAACAGGGCUCAUGCAGCAUGUGGAUCCUGCCGUGGUAGCAGAAAUGUCAAAGGAUGAAGGUCUCUACAAAAAAAUGAAGACGGCAGAGCAGGGUGCUGCAACAACAGUGUGGGCCGCCAUUGGAAAAGAAUGGGAAAAUAAGGGCGGAGAAUAUCUUGCUGAGUGCGCAAAGACAACCCGUGGGAAUGAUAAUCACGAGAUUGCAGGUGUAGGAUAUGCAGGGCAUGCUUACGAUCCUGAGGCUGAGGCUCGACUUUGGAAAGAUUCGUUGGUAAUGGUGGGGUUGACAGACGAUCAGUAA
Botrytis fragariae is the source of this 2286-nucleotide messenger RNA. RefSeq lists its product as uncharacterized. Bases 1 to 2286 code for a protein of 761 amino acids. The record is from RefSeq and is a predicted model, not a curated record. Lineage: Eukaryota; Fungi; Ascomycota; Leotiomycetes; Helotiales; Sclerotiniaceae. The transcript is spliced from 2 exons.